Messenger RNA from Paramecium primaurelia, 1213 nucleotides. The record is from the annotation of a GenBank genome assembly. NCBI's taxonomy places the organism in Eukaryota, Ciliophora, Oligohymenophorea, Peniculida, Parameciidae.
AUGUUAACAUAUACUGAUUUUUGUUUAAAAUUAGCAACAAUAAUAAAAGAAGAAAAGAUAGAAUCUCUAAAGAUAUAAGAAUUAGUUAAUGAUACACUUGAUUAAUUAGAAUUUACAUAAACUCCUAUUGAUACUUAUGUAUAAUUUUGUGAUUAAAAAAAAGGAAGAAGUAAUUAGCAAAGAAUUAAAAUUUUAUAAAAGUGAAUGCUAAUACAUGAAUUAAUUAAGAACAAAUCUAUAAUUAUAAGUCAAAGUAUUAAUUUAUUAUUAAAUAGCAAGUAAUUACAAACUCAAUUAUUUGAAGAAAAAGAAACAAAUAUACGUCUAAUUGAGAUUCUAAAAUCAUAAAAAAAGUAAUAACUAUAAAAUAAUUUAAAAACUGAAACUAAUACUAAUACUCAAACUUAAAAAUUAGAAACAUAAAGAAUAUCCUCUCGUUUAAAUAAAGAAUGUUUUUAAUUAUAUUAUUUUAGAAUUUAGUACUAUAUCUCGAUAACCAAUUUUACCUAUUACUCAAAAAUAAUCCCAAUAUGCUCCACAUCUAACAAUAGAAAUCAAAAAUAUUAGAACUCCUUUGAUUGAAAAUUAAGCACCCAAAAAUUUAAAGGAACUAUUUGAACAAUGUGUUGCUUAAUUAUAUAGAGAAAAUAAGAUUAAGGGGAACUUUUAAAAAUAAAAUAAAUAAUAUUGUAAUAGAGAUCAUUAUGGUUAAUUUUUAUUAAAUUAAGAAUCAAAUGAUGUUUAAUUUUCAAAAUUAUAUAUAAAGACUCUAACUGAAAGGUAUUUUUUAAUAAAAUCAAUAAAUUUAGAUUCUUUUUGAAUCCUCAUUUUAUUAAGAUGGUUGAAGCUUAGAUAUUUGAUGUUAAGUGUUGCAAUUAUAAAGCUUGUAUCUAUAAUUAAAGAUAAAUUUAAUUAUAAUUUGAUUCUGUACAAUAAUAAGAGGAAAUUCAUUAAACACAUUUACCAAAAAGAAGUCUCACAUUUAGAUAAUAAGAUAAUAGAAGUAAAAGUGUUGGUAAAAAUGAGGGUAUUGUGAUUGUCAAUUAAGAUAGAUUACAAACUAUAAUAUUAGUAUAUAUAUUAGGAAAUUUAAAGACUAGAAAAAGAGAUUGUCUCUACUUCUACAAAUAGAUUUACAGUCUAAGAAUUAAAAUUCUAAUUAAAGGAAGCAAAAGAUAAACUUGUAGAAAUAUAAUCUAAAAUUUUAAAUUGA